Xenia sp. Carnegie-2017 is the source of this 1551-nucleotide messenger RNA. Its product is annotated as complement C3-like. Lineage: Eukaryota; Metazoa; Cnidaria; Anthozoa; Malacalcyonacea; Xeniidae. The record is from RefSeq and is a predicted model, not a curated record. Bases 1 to 1194 code for a protein of 397 amino acids. The transcript has 13 exons.
AUGAACGGGUACCAAAAUGAACUGAACUACCGUAGAAGCGACAAUUCUUUUAGUGCUUUUGGUAACAGCAGACCUGGAAGUACAUUGUUAACUGCAUUUGUUGUGAAAACAUUCUGUGCCAUUCAGAAACUCGAUGGCAUUGAUGUCGACGUAAAUGUUAUUAGUACAGCCAUAAAUUGGCUGAAAACCAAACAGCGAGGUGAUGGUGCAAUCAUCGAGUCACAUCCAGUGAUUCAUCAAGAAAUGGAUGGGGACAUCAACAAAGAUAUCACCAUGACCUCCUAUGUAGUUACAGCGUUUCUUGAGUGCAAGGGUUUUAUACAGAUCUCUCAACAAACCGUAACAAAUGCUGUGGCUUUCUUGGAGAGUUCACAAGCUAAUAUUGGCCGUAUUUACGUAAAGGCUGUGGUAGCAUACGCUUUGGCUCUAGCAGACAGCCCACAAAAACUCCAAGCUAACCAGGAUUUAUUAAAUGUAGCAAUAUACGACGUCGGGAAGAACACACGUCACUGGGACGAUGCACAAGGUGGAAAUGCUAUAGCUGUUGAAACAACGUCGUAUGCCCUUUUAACUCAACUAGCUCUAAAGCGUCGAGGGUAUGCGGGACCGAUUGUCGUUUGGCUAACGGAACAGAGAAGAGGUGGGGGUGGUUUUGUCUCUACUCAGGACACAUGUGUUGCUUUACAAGCCUUGGCAGGUUACAGCGAAGCUUCCGGUGGAGAUCAACUAAACAUGCAAAUUGAAAUAACAACUGAUAGAAAUUUCAAGAAUACAUUGAUGAUUAAUCAGAGAAAUGCUUUGGUUCAACAACGUCUUGAUUUAACCCACCAGAUUGGAGAUGAAUUAUUUAUUACAGCUAAAGAUUCUGGUGUGGCUCAACUACAGGUUCAGUUAAAGUGUAACACACCAUCGUCUGAAAAUGAAGCUUGUCAUUUUGACUUGAAUGUUACAACUAUCGAACAUGUUCGUCGAUUUUUGGACCCACUAAUAUUUGUGAUUCCAAAGAAGCCUAAGAGCUCAUCUAAAAGGAAAUGUCGCAGAAAAGGAUCAAGAAAGGGAAAAAGGUGUUCUCGUCGACGAAAGUCAAAAUGUAGAAAACGAUGUAACAGACGACGAAAUGGUGGGCGUAGAAGAAGGCCCAGACCUACAACACCCGCACGUAAAAUCUUCAAGACAAAGCUAAUCCAGGAAUAGCGAAGUUGAAAUAUCUGACCGACACGUGUAUUUGUACCUGGACAAAAUAGCCAGCACACACGCGCUUUGUUUCAAUCUGGAGUUCAAACGUGACUUUGAAGUCGGAAUAGUUCAACCUGUCCCUGUGUCCGUGUACGACUAUUAUGAUCCAGAGAAAAUAUGUACGAAGUUCUACGGUCCUAAAGUUGACAGUCGUCUUCAUGACUUCAUCUACGGACUUGCGACCAUGACUCGUGUAAAUGUGCUCAAGAUAAAUGCAGUUCCUGUAAGCCUUCUGAUGACGCCAACGUCGUGAUUAGACAGCUGUGUCGAAAAUAUCACUACAGUUUUCGAGGAGUACUACGGUCCAUUAAUGAA